GCCGGUGACAAACUGGAACGCAUUCGUCCAUUGCAGCAAUCGAUUUCCGCCUCCUUCACUAGACAAUGGCUCUCGCCUUGCUCACUCGUACUUCAGUCGCCGUUGUCUACACGAAGAGCUGCAGCAAUCAAGCGUUUUUUAACCUAGCCCGCAAGUCAUCUGCUAUCAAUAGUAGUUGUAUCGUACCGUUGCAAUUGCAAAAGUGCAACUACACUAAAAAAGCCAUGUCUUUGCCACGUUGUUUUUUUGAUAUGGUUGUUGAUAAUAAACCGCUCGGACGAAUCGUUAUCGAGCUACGACCAGAUGUGACACCCAAAACCUGCGAAAACUUUCGUGCUCUAUGUACCGGCGAGAAAGGCUUCGGCUACAAGGGCUCCAUUUUCCAUCGUGUCAUCCCGAACUUUAUGUGCCAGGGAGGUGACUUCCAAAACCAUAAUGGAACCGGCGGCAAGUCCAUCUAUGGCAACAAGUUCGAAGAUGAAAACUUCAUCCUGAAGCACACUGGACCGGGAAUUUUGUCGAUGGCAAACGCAGGCCCGCAUACCAACGGUUCGCAAUUUUUCAUCACCACGGUUAAGACGUCCUGGCUUGACAAUCGCCACGUCGUGUUUGGAUGCGUCGUUGAUGGAAUGGAUGUAGUGCGAAAGAUCGAAUCAUUCGGCUGUCACUCCGGCAAACCAUCGAAACAGAUCGUGGUGGCCAACUGUGGAAUGCUGUAAUAUGCGGCGCUUGCUACUCUGGUCGUUGUUUUCGUCUUCGUCUUCACGUUCGUCUAUCAAUACACUUUGCAUUUCUUCGGUGAAGAACACAUGUGUUAAAUGUGAUUUUUCCUAUUAUUUUCAUAUUGCUAGUGACAACUAAACAUGGUGUAGUGAAGACGAGUCGAUAGAAUGGGACGGUACUAAUCUAAUCUAAAGUCUAAUUUAAAAGCAAUUAAGAAAAACCAUAGCCAGUUUACAAUGUCUACCAUGAGACGUAGCAUCUUUAGCUAGUUAAUUAACGAUCCAACGUCAGUUAAAAACUCACAGAAUGUUAGGUUUUCGUUGUAUUGUGUCGCAUUUUCAAUGAGUUUCUUGAAUAGUUUCGUUCUUGGUUUCAUGGUCAUUUUACAAGCCCAUUCUAUCGUCUCGAGCAUUGGUACUGCUAUAAAACAACGGACAGUCUAUGUCAAUCUCAUGAUUCAACCAGGGAGCGAGUUUUCAACCUAGAGUAGGUUGAGUUUCCUGCUAGAGUACGUGCAAUCUAAAAAUCCCGGUAUGCUUAACCAAUCAGCCGAUGUCAUUAGCUAACUGCACAGUGUGUUGCAAACACGCUGUCAUUUAGUGGAAAGGCGGUUAUAUAUAUAGGUUGAAUUCUA
Messenger RNA from Anopheles bellator, 1357 nucleotides. RefSeq names its product peptidyl-prolyl cis-trans isomerase-like. Gene Ontology annotation, biological process: protein folding; protein peptidyl-prolyl isomerization. Gene Ontology annotation, cellular component: intracellular membrane-bounded organelle. The record is from RefSeq and is a predicted model, not a curated record. The transcript has 2 exons. Bases 66 to 719 code for a protein of 217 amino acids. Lineage: Eukaryota; Metazoa; Arthropoda; Insecta; Diptera; Culicidae. Gene Ontology annotation, molecular function: peptidyl-prolyl cis-trans isomerase activity.